CCUGUAGCCGAAAAAUAAAAGCUUUGACCACAAGUCACUUCCGCCGUUGAAUAUUUUGUCGUCUUCUUCCGCUUCUCCUCUUCCUUCUUUCUUGGCUGCUCAAAGUCAGCCAGCAGGAACCCGAUUGCCGCGCCUCACCAGCAAAAACAACAAUCAUCCUUUUGUACCGUCAUGUCGUCCAAAUUUCCUCCCAUCGGUUUGUGCUCGUUGUAGCCAAAGACACGUUCGCCGGAGAUGCUUCGUUGUGGCCGCUAGCAGCUUGUUAGCCUGCCCGCUGGCAUUCGGGGGAGCAGCACGACCGGACCGCAAACUCCGGGAAGGUCCCAAGGCGUCAUGUCGGACGGCAUCAUGAGCAAAGCGGCCACCAUGGAGAUCCCCAUCAACAGCAAUGGCAACACGGGCGCGCUAGCGGAGGACGACGGCCUGGAGCAGGCGACGAGGCGGCAGUGGCGUUUAGAUGAGAAGGUAGGAAGCGGCCCAGGCGCCGGGGACCUGCAGCAGGUGAUGGCGUCGGGUCCAAACCUCAACGAGACCAGCAUUGUGUCGGGCGGUUACGGCGGCACGGCGGAGGGCAUCAUCCCCACCGGAUCCAUCAAAGGGCCGGCUGUGCGCUACAACCCCGACUUUAACAAACGGAUCCCAGUCACAGGACUAGGUCCCAGCAUGCAACAGAGCGGCAGCAGCUCGUCCGUGGCGGCGGCGGCGGCGGAGGAGGCCACGCGAGGCGUGGCAGUGGAGAAGCUGGAGACGGUCAAGAAGUGGGGUCUCAACACUUAUAAGUGCACCAAGCAGAUGAUCUCGGAGCGUUUUGGGCGGGGCUCGCGGACCGUGGACCUGGAGCUGGAGGCCCAGAUCGAGCUGCUGCGGGACACCAAGCGCAAAUACGGGAGCGUGCUGCGACUGGCCCGAGCGCUGACCAAUCAUUUCUACAACAUGGUGCAGACGCAGCACGCGCUGGGAGACGCCUUCGCCGACCUCAGUCAGAAGUCGCCGGAGCUUCGGGACGAGUUCGGCUACAACGCCGAGACCCAGAAGCUGCUGUGCAGGAACGGCGAGACUCUGCUGGGCGCCAUCAACUUCUUUGUGUCCAGCAUCAACACGUUGGUUAACAAGACCAUGGAGGACACGCUCAUGACCAUCAAGAUGUAUGAAAACGCCAGGUUGGAAUUCGACGCAUACCGGUCGGACCUGGAGGAGCUGAGCUUGGGGCCUCGGGACGCGGCGGCCACGGCCCGCAUCGACGCCGCGCAGCAGCAGUACCAAGUCCAGAAGGACAAGUACGAGCGACUGCGCUCCGACGUCACCAUCAAACUCAGGUUCCUGGAGGAGAACAAGGUGAAGGUGAUGCACAAGCAGCUUUUGCUCUUCCACAACGCCAUCUCGGCGUACUUCGCCGGCAACCAGCAGCAGCUGGAGCAAACGCUCGAGCGCUUCAACGUCAAGUUGAAUCCGCCCGGAGCCGACAAGCCGUCCUGGCUGGAGGAGCCCUGAGGAUGUACCUAAAUCCUAAACCCUGCCCCGUCCGAGCCCCGUAGAGGAAGCCAAGCCUGCCCGACGGGUCCACAAAAGCAAGUGGCCCACUUUCCCGCAAGCUUCUAAUCGUGCGUUUCGACUCCUCUGCUUUGAUGUUGAGCCAACGGCCUGAACGCCAUCAAAGCGCCACCCAAUCAAAAUGGAGGCCACGUCUCCAAUCAAUGUACAUGGCAAAUUUUUACUGGAAUUUUUUUUUUUUUUCCCCGGGGUGUCCAUUAUGGGCAAGACUCGACGGACGUGCCAGUUUAUGGACCAAGCCACUUUGUUCUCGUCUUUCUCUGUUUGAAGGCUUCACAGCCACGAGGAGGAGCAACUGUGACUGACUACCUGACACUUUGCCAACCUUCCUUAAGCCAGCGUGCCGAUUUGAUGCCAGAAAUGGCUCAUGGUGACAAAAAAAUAUAUAUAUGAAUCAGUGAAGCCCCUUUUAUCGCAACGUUAGCGUGGCGAUUUCACGCCAGAAAUGGCUCACAUUGACAAA
This is a messenger RNA of Hippocampus comes (tiger tail seahorse), 2014 nucleotides long. It is a transcript of the gene arfip2b, whose product is annotated as ADP-ribosylation factor interacting protein 2b. Gene Ontology annotation, biological process: regulation of Arp2/3 complex-mediated actin nucleation; intracellular protein transport. Gene Ontology annotation, molecular function: phospholipid binding; protein domain specific binding. Bases 334 to 1491 code for a protein of 385 amino acids. NCBI's taxonomy places the organism in Eukaryota, Metazoa, Chordata, Actinopteri, Syngnathiformes, Syngnathidae. The record is from RefSeq and is a predicted model, not a curated record. The transcript has 10 exons. Gene Ontology annotation, cellular component: trans-Golgi network membrane.